AUUCAGCACCCCUUCUCGGCCCUGGCAUUCUUCCCCGAAUGACGCUCGCAUCACCGCACAUACCUGCGUUGCGCCAUGGAUGCGAUUUGGACGUUGCACGUGGUGCUGCCGAGCGGCCGUUCUUGUGAAGUGAAGUUGUCGAAGCAGUGUACCGUGCUGGAGCUGAAGGUGGCGGCUCAACGGCUCUUGAACCAGAACUUGCUCAAGCUGCUUUAUGCUGGCACUCUCCUCGAUGCUUCAGCCCAGCUUUCCUCACUGGGCUCGCUGCAUGGGGAGACUCUGAACGCUGUGGUGCAAGUGGUGCAAAUCACCGCGACGCGCGAGGCCUUUGCACUGUGGUGCCACGAGGGCGGCCUCAUCACCUGGGGUCAUCCGGGUUGCGGUGGCCUGCUCCCCCUAGAGCUUCGCCCUUUGCAGCGUGUGCGGCGCGUGGUGGCCUCGUUCCACACCUUUGCGGCCAUCGUUGGGGAGGGAGAGGUCGUGACCUGGGGCUAUGGCCGCUGCGCCCCGCCAGAGCCCAUCCUUGACUGUGUCGAGGUAUGUGCUUCGGGCGCUGCUUUCGCUGCGCAGCGGCGUACGGGCGAGGUGGUGACCUGGGGUGAAGCUGACUUUGGAGGCGACAGUUCUCAGGUGGAAACGGAGCUGCGCGAGGUCGUCCGCCUCCAAGCCUCCGAGGGCGCCUUCGCCGCCGUGUGCGGCGCCGAGCGGCGCGUGGUGGCCUGGGGGCAUCCAGACUUUGGAGGUGUGACACCACUGGAGGCGAUGCAGCCAGUGAAAGAGGUGACUUGCCUUUGUGCCUCGGAGGCGGCCUUCGCUGCGGUGUGCGGCCGCGGUCGGGUCGUCACCUGGGGGCAUCCGCACUUCGGGGGAGACAGCGGUGCUGUAGCCGCUCAACUCACCUCGGUGCGUCACGUCGUCGCCACCUGCGCUGCGUUCUGCGCUCUCCGGCACGAUGGCUCCUUAGUCGCUUGGGGCGUCUCCACCUGCGGUGGCACCCUGCCGUCCCCCGCGCCCACCGGCGUCGCCUCCCUCGCCGCCUCCAACGCCGCCUUCGCCGCGGUGACGGAACGGGGAGUGGUGACCUGGGGCAUCAGCGGAGGUGGCGGCGAUAGCAGCCGUGUGCAGCCGGAGCUCUACGACGUCCUCCACGUGGUUGCUUCAGCGCGCGCCUUCUGCGCUCUGCGGAGGGAUGGGGCGGAGACUUGGUCAGUUUGUGGUUCCAGCAGGAGCGGGGGACUGACCACGAGAUCCUGGGCAACGUGUUCACAACAUGUUUUGCGCUCUGGAAACACAUGGAGCGACGAAUAGGACAAGUGUGGACAAGUCAAACGGCUGAGGAUACUGUACCAUCCAGCCACCGGAUGGCAUGGGCCAGCAAGCUUGGUCCUUCGAACUUCGGGUGAUUUGGUAGCUCCAUCUUCCUGCGCGCGGUCGCACUAGGUCGCAGAUGGUCAGGGACACGUCCCUGUUGGGGGUCCGAUCAUCCAUGGAACGAUCGGCUCACUGUGGGUUCACCAAGAGUUCAUGGGCUGGGGCCCACUUCACAUAUGCGGGGUCCGUUCCUGAAAGAGCAAUUGGAGCUCUGGAUUGCGUCUUCUCAUGGUUUUCACCUCUUUUUCCACUUGAGCCCUUGGAUUGCCCCCCCCAAAACGUGCCGAGAUCAUCACCUGGGGCGAUCCCAAUUAUGGCGCUGCGGGCCCUUCUUCCGCGGCGGCCGUCGACCGCGGGCACGGGCGAUGGACCCUAGCGGCCAGCGAGCGGGCCUUUGCCGCGUUGAGUGCGGAAGGGCAGCUGAUCACCUGGGGCGAUCCGGAUGCUGGGCGAAGGUUAGGAAGGUUCAGUACGUGGAAGAGAUUAUCAGCUGGAAUGGGGAGAGGAAAUGGGGAAUCACAGCAGCUGAACCGCCCGAUCGACCUCGACCUCGACAUCGACGCGGACAGGCCCACAGGGGUCCAGUUCUUGAGAAUACAGCUCAAUGGAGUCCAGUUCUUGGUUGGAAACCCCGGUUGCAGCUCAAAGAGCGAUCCGGCCGGUCUUGGCCAAAACUCAUGGCCCCCAAUUUAAUGGAUUCUGAUGGUACGUUGCAGAUUGUGGACAUUGCUCGCUUUGAC
Durusdinium trenchii is the source of this 2111-nucleotide messenger RNA. NCBI's taxonomy places the organism in Eukaryota, Dinophyceae, Suessiales, Symbiodiniaceae. The record is from the annotation of a GenBank genome assembly.